AUUGUCUCUUCUUGAUUAAUAAAAAAGAACAAGUAAAAUGAAAAAUCAAAUUAGAAAAUUUGAGAUGAGUAAUUUGGGAUGAAGGGAGUAAUAAAUUGAUACUUGGGCACGAUUGGGCUGUUUGAUAAUGCCGGGGGGCAUUUUUGUCUUAUAAAUAAUUCAAAGUUAUUUUCCAACCAUAGUAAAGACAGGACAUUUUCAUUUAUUUUCAACAUUCAGGAUUAUUUUUUUGCCAGUUCGUUUAAAGAAUAAUUUUUUUUUUAAAAAAAAGGAUCUACAGCAUAAAAAUUCGAACUUGUCAGUAAUAGAAUAUACUUUGUUGACACUAUAGUCUGAUUUUGAAAAUCAGUGGUUAUUUGGGCGGUCCGUUUCACAUUUCAAAAUCUGAAGUUCUGCACUUCCCUUACAAACCCUAGGAGGGAUCAAAAUUAUGAAGACGGCGAAGCCAUUGAAGCAACUUAAGCUCUCUGUACCUGCUCAAGAUACUCCCAUUUCCAGCUUCCUGACUGCAAGUGGAACGUUUCAUGAUGGCGAUUUGCUUUUGAACCAGAAAGGACUCAGACUGAUUUCUGAAGAGAAUGAUUCUCUGCCAUCAGAAACUAAGGAGAUAGAUCUUCAGUUUUCAUUGGAAGACCUUGAAACCAUCAAAGUCAUUGGAAAGGGAAGCGGUGGUGUUGUUCAACUUGUUCGUCAUAAAUGGGUUGGAACAUUGUUUGCUCUGAAGGUUAGUACUCACCAAGCAAAGAUACUUUGUGUUCCUCUUUUCUCUCAAUUUAAUUUGUUAUUGAUAUUUGCAUAUAUUUAGGACCAAGAAGAGUGC
Messenger RNA from Capsicum annuum, 820 nucleotides. RefSeq names its product mitogen-activated protein kinase kinase 6-like. Lineage: Eukaryota; Viridiplantae; Streptophyta; Magnoliopsida; Solanales; Solanaceae. Gene Ontology annotation, molecular function: ATP binding; protein serine/threonine kinase activity. The record is from RefSeq and is a predicted model, not a curated record. The transcript is spliced from 3 exons. Bases 431 to 805 code for a protein of 124 amino acids. Gene Ontology annotation, cellular component: cytoplasm.